UCUUGUCCAUUAGCUGGAGAGCCAGUCGGAGGCUCCCCUAGAGAAAAAGAGAAUAUGUCAGAGAGUGAUCUAUAAUUUUUCCCACCCAAGAUCUCUUGAAUUAGUUUUCGCUUUCAGUCACUAUUCAGAAUUCACACCACAAUGACCGUAGAAGAGCCGCAAAUUGUGGCAAUCAGUGUCUCUCACAAGCAGCAGAUCGGCUAUCUGAAAGAUGAGUCCACCUGGAUCCAUUGUCCUUCCUGUGAAAAGUUUGGCAUGAGUGUGAUUAAACUGGAGACUGUAACCUGUCUUCAAAAGUUUCUAGAAUUCACAAAACUUUGCAAAAAAUGGUCUGGUCGCCAGGACAUUAAUCACUAUUGCUCACACUGCGGAUGCUAUAUUGGGAGAUUUGUUUCCAUCAACUGCUCUGAAAGAUGCAUUUCAAAAUCGGCACGUCGUCAGGCAGCCGUAGAUGAAAUGACACUGAAACAAAAACCAAAGGAUUGUGCCGAGAGGGCCCAGAAAUCCAGGGAGAAAAUCCUGGCCGAACGGGAAAGAAAACGGGCUGAAAAGGCAGCCAAGGAUUUGCAGAAAACUGAAACACAAAUCGCAGUUCAUCAAUGAAUUAUUUCUAAUUAAAUCAAAAAUUAAACUGGAAACUUUUUUAACCAAAAA
Molecule: messenger RNA, 654 nt
Organism: Drosophila ananassae
Lineage: Eukaryota; Metazoa; Arthropoda; Insecta; Diptera; Drosophilidae
Exons: 2
Coding region: 142-603 (153 amino acids)
Source: RefSeq, a predicted model, not a curated record